AUGUCCGAAUAUAGUCAUCCGAUAAAUACUUUGGACGCCUUGUAUAAGAAAGAGACGCUCACCGGCAACGCGUACUCUUCUACUUCCGAUAUCGAAAAACCAUCGCCGCAUCUCCCUACAACAGCCGACCUAGCACCUCUCAAGAUCGAGAUCACUUAUCCCGAGGGUGGCCGCGAUGCCUGGUUGGUGGUAUUGGGCGCAUGGUGUGGCUUGACCUCGUCACUGGGUAUCUAUAACACAUCCGGCAUGUUCGAGGUCGUUAUAUCCAAAGUGAUAUUACCAGAGGCUUCCUCCUCUACUCUUGGCUGGAUAUUCUCAGUCUAUGCCUUCGUGAACUGGGUCUGUGGAGUACAAAUUGGACCGACCUUCGAUGCCAUGGGCCCGCGUGCAUGA
Molecule: messenger RNA, 393 nt
Organism: Penicillium expansum
Lineage: Eukaryota; Fungi; Ascomycota; Eurotiomycetes; Eurotiales; Aspergillaceae
Exons: 1
Coding region: 1-393 (130 amino acids)
Source: RefSeq, a predicted model, not a curated record